UGCUUAAUAUUUUUUUCCCCAGCCUUAAAUAAAUAACCAAUUAAUUGUUUUUUAUUAUUUAAAUAGUAAUUGGCUUAAUUUUUGUCACAUUACAAUUUGUUAAUUAAAAUCAAUUGUAUUAUUCGUACCAUAAUAAAUUAGUAUAGUUUCUGUAUUUUUAUGGAGAACCAGUAGUUAUAUAUAUUUUUUUAAAUUUAAAUUCAUUCAUUACAACAUUAAUCAAAUUUAACGUCCUCUUCAGUUGUACAUACAUUGUAAAUCCUUCUGUAAUCAGCCUACUUAGUGGAGCUUGUAAAAAUGGAAAUCCAGAGUUUCGACACCUCUGAUGAGGUGGUAAACGCUCUGUGCAAGCUUGUCGAGUCGUACUCAAACGAUUCGGUCAGAGAGCGUGGAUUGUUUAAAAUCGGCCUGUCGGGAGGCUCUUUGGUCGACUACCUUUCCAAAGGUCUUCCUGGCAUAUCGACGGAGUGGGACAAGUGGGUCGUGUUUUUCUGCGACGAGCGUGUCGUACCGUUCCAAGACGCCGAUUCGACAUAUGGUGCUUAUAAAAAAAAACUGAUGGGAAAAGUACCUCUGGACGAAAAGAACUUUGUACCCAUCAAUCCAAAUCUAACAGCUGAAGACGCUGCUAAAGAAUACAUUGACAAACUGAAAAAGCAUUUUCCCGAUUGUAAAUGGCCAGAAUUUGAUCUUCUGCUCCUUGGCAUGGGCCCAGAUGGUCAUACGUGUUCCCUUUUCCCCGAUCAUCCACUUUUGAAGGAAGACAAUGUUUGGGUGGCACCUAUAAACGAUUCGCCAAAGCCCCCUCCGUCCCGGGUGACUUUUACUUUGCCAGUUUUAAACAAUUCGCGAGGAUGCAUUUUCGCAAUUACCGGAGAGCAAAAAGUUGAAGUUUUUAGGAAAAUAUGUAAAAAGGCUGCAAAUUUUCCAGCUGGUUUGGUCCUACCUACCAAUGGCAAAGUCCAUUGGUUAAUGGACAAAAAGCCAUAAUGGUGGUCAGAAAUGUUAAUUACAGGAUCUACUUUGAUUUUUCAUAUAUAUAUAAUGAAAAUAUGGGAAUUUGCAAAAUUAAUUUUUUGUAUGUUGUUAAAAGCAUAUCAGUGGUAAAGUGAUUUAUAUAUUUUUCUAUAAAGUAUUUUUUAUAAAAAAAUUGUUGAAAGUAAACAAAAUAAAACUUAUUUGGGAAGAAAAGGCAUAAUAUAA
Messenger RNA from Cimex lectularius (bed bug), 1203 nucleotides. Its product is annotated as 6-phosphogluconolactonase. Bases 298 to 990 code for a protein of 230 amino acids. Lineage: Eukaryota; Metazoa; Arthropoda; Insecta; Hemiptera; Cimicidae. Gene Ontology annotation, biological process: carbohydrate metabolic process; pentose-phosphate shunt. Gene Ontology annotation, molecular function: 6-phosphogluconolactonase activity. The record is from RefSeq and is a predicted model, not a curated record. The transcript is spliced from 4 exons.